AUUCUCUAUAUUAAUAUUGUUUGCGGAGGUAGAGGAGAUGGCAGUGAGCAGUGAGCAGUGAGCGGUGUUCUGUGUUUUUCCAUCAAACUGCAACAAUGGAGGAGACUCAGCUGAAGCUGUAUUCUCAUUGGCGGAGUUCCUGCUCCUGUCGUGUUGGAAUUGGCCUCAACUUGAAACGGCUGAAAUACGAGUACAAAGCAGUGAACUUGGUGAAAGGAGAGCAGUUCAGUCCAGAGUUUUCAAAGCUGAAUCCUCUCAAUUUUGUGCCGGCACUAGUGGAUGGGGACAUAGUAGUUGCUGAUUCUUUUGCCAUUUUGAUGUAUUUGGAAGAGAAGUAUCCUCAACAUCCAUUGUUGCCUCAGGAUCUACAUAAAAGAGCUAUCAAUUACCAGGCUGCCAAUAUUGUUUCUGCAAACAUACAGCCAUUUCAGAAUUUGGUUGUACUGAAAUAUAUUGAGGAAAAGUGUGGCAGUGGUGAGGAGCUUGCAUGGGUCAAACAUCAUAUUGAAAAAGGCUUUGCAGCCUUGGAGAAGCUAUUAAAAGAUCAUGCUGGAAAAUAUGCGACUGGAGAUGAAGUUUUCCUGUUUAGUGUGCAGGGGCUGUUGUUGUGUUUGGAGGGUGAAUCCUUAAUCCCUUAGUUAAGAAUUCAAAUGCAACACUGGUGUAGCUGUCUGGUUGAACAGAAAGCUAUCUGGUUUCAUGUAUACAAUUUUAAAUGCCUUUUUUCUGCCAAACCUAACGAAAAUGAUACAAUAAAAGUCUGAACCAGGCUGCCAGGGUAACUUCAACACGUUAAAGUAUUGUUGAAAGAAGCAUGCACCCAUCUUUCUUAUGUGCUUGAAUUGCCAAACAUUCCUAGAGGCUCCUUAUUGGGUCAAGCAUAUCAACCACCCAGAAGGAUUCUACCCUCUAAGGCCACUAUGAUCUAGUGGAUAUGGUAGUGUAAAGAAAUCCAAAUAAUGCUUCCCUUUGCUGGCUCACAUCAUCAUUGCAAGCCAAGGUAUGCAAACCAACCAUUACUCUUGUCCUAGCAUCAGUUGUAACUUAUAACAUACGAGCCGACCUUCAUUUUUCAGGAAUGCAAUUACAUGGUCUAAUGCCAAAUGUAGUUUCUAAGAGCUGAAACUAACCAAGCUUUAGAAACUGUUUGCUGAUGUUAAAAAGAUGAUGUGGCUGAUUCUUGUAUCAGCCAUAUUGCAUAUACAUUGGAGUCAUCUCUGCCAAAGAAACAUGGUCCUUCAUUUCCUAGUGUGCCGUAGAAGGAAGCUUUUGU
This is a messenger RNA of Vitis riparia (riverbank grape), 1273 nucleotides long. RefSeq names its product glutathione S-transferase zeta class-like. The transcript has 9 exons. Gene Ontology annotation, cellular component: cytoplasm. The coding region runs from base 96 to 638 and encodes 180 amino acids. Gene Ontology annotation, molecular function: glutathione transferase activity; maleylacetoacetate isomerase activity. The record is from RefSeq and is a predicted model, not a curated record. Lineage: Eukaryota; Viridiplantae; Streptophyta; Magnoliopsida; Vitales; Vitaceae. Gene Ontology annotation, biological process: glutathione metabolic process; L-phenylalanine catabolic process.